GCUGCCUUUGCCCUGACAAAGCCACUGAAAAUGAACAUGGUAAAAAGGAUCAUGGGAAGUCGGCGGCAGGAGGAGUGCAGUCCGCAGGACAAUGCUCUGGGCCUGAUGCACCUGCAACGCCUCUUCUCAGAGCUGUGUCACCCACCACGUCACAUGACCCAGAAGGAGCAGGAGGAGAAGCUCUACAUGAUGGCACCUGUCUUCAACAGGGUGUUUGGGAAUGUUCCUCCCAGUUCCAUGAUGGAGAAGUUCUCCGAUCUGCUGCAGUUCACUACACAGGUAUCACGACUCAUGGUGACAGAGAUCAGACGUCGAGCUUCCAACAAAUCCACGGAGGCAGCCAGUCGAGCCAUCGUCCAGUUCCUGGAGGUGAAUCAGAGUGAGGAGGCAAGUCGAGGCUGGAUGCUUCUGACCACCAUCAACCUGUUGGCUUCAUCUGGACAGAAAACAGUGGACUGCAUGACAACCAUGUCUGUCCCCUCCACUCUGGUCAAAUGCCUCUAUCUAUUCUUUGACCUGCCUCACAUGGCCGAGGCCCCACUGGGCCCCCCUCCUCAGCCCCAACCACCGCUGCCCCUCCUACAGGAGAAGACAGUCCAGGCCCAAACUCAGCCAGAGCUACUGUUGGCUGACCGUAGGGGACUGCUACAAAAAGUCUUUGUUCAGAUCCUCGUAAAGCUCUGCAACUUCGUUUCUCCAGCUGAGGAGCUGGCUCAGAAAGACGACCUUCAGCUGCUCUUCAGUGCCAUCACUUCUUGGUGUCCACCCCACAACUUGCCCUGGAGAAGGAGUGCGGGCGAGGUGCUGACAACCAUUUCCUGCCAUGGGCUCAGUGUUAACGUAGUCAAAUACAUCCAUGAGAAAGAAUGUUUAGCCACAUGCAUCCAAAACAUGCAGCAGUCAGAUGACUUGUCACCGCUGGAGAUUGUGGAGAUGUUUGCUGGCCUCUCCUGCUUCCUCAAAGACUCAAGCGACAUGUCACAGACACUGCUGGACGACUUUAGGAUGUGUCAGGGUUAUGCCUUCCUUUGUGAUCUAAUGCUCAGACUGGAACAGGCCAAAGAGGACGAAUCCAAGGAUGCACUCAAAGACCUGAUAAACUUGGUCACAUGUCUGACCACGUAUGGUGUAACUGUGUUGAAACCUGCAGGUCUGACCACUGGUGCCCCCUUUCUGCUGCCUGGGUUUGUUCUUCCACAGCCUUCUGGGAAAGAACACACAGUGAGGAACAUCCAGGCCUUUGCCGUCCUUCAGAAUGCCUUCCUUCGUGCCAAAACCAGCCACCUGGCCUGUAUGCUGCUGGACGCCAUUGGAAACAUCUAUGCUGCCGUGCCAGCUAAUUAUUUUAUUUUGGAGUCUCAGCACACACUCUCACAGUUUGCUGAGCGUGUGGCAAAACUACCUGAGGCCCAGGCCAAGUACUUUGAGUUGCUGGAGUAUGUGGUAUUCAGCCUUAACUAUGUUCCAUGUAAGGAGUUGUUCAGUGUGAGUGUAUUGCUAAAGGCUAGCACGUCGCAUGCAUGCAGCGUCACUGCCGUGCGCGCGCUGCUGAAGUUAGCCAGACAUGAUACUGUCUUCAAUGAUGUCCUGCGCGAAGUGGGCCUGCUGGAGGUGCUGGUCAACCUACUGCACAAGUACGCUGCCAUGCUGAAAGAGCCAGCUACGCAGUCCACACUGACAACAAUGCAGUUACAUGCUCAUGAGCAAGUGGAAUGUAAAAAUAACUAUGUGGCUGAGGAACAGAAGCAGUUAGCCUGGCUGGUGAUGGAGACAUUGACGGUGUUACUGCAGGGCAGCAACACCAGCAGCAGUAAUGCAGCUUUGUUUAGAGAGUUUGGUGGCGCUCGCUGUGUUCACAACAUUGUGAGGUAUCGUCAGUGUCGGGACCAUGCUCUCCUUAUCAUCCAGCAGCUCAUUCUGUCCCCCAGCGGAGAUGAUGACAUGGGGACGCUGCUAGGUCUAAUGCACUCAGCACCACCCACUGAGCUGCAGCUGAAGACUGACAUCCUGAGGGCUCUGCUGGCAGUGUUGCGUGAGAGUCACCGCACACGGACAGUCUUUCGUAAAGUUGGCGGUUUUGUUUAUGUCACCUCCUUGUUGGUGGCGAUGGAGCGCUCUCUGUGUCAGCCUCCCCGACAGGGCUGGGAGAAGGUGAACCAGAACCAGGUCUUUGAGCUUCUGCUCACCGUCUUCUGCAUGCUCACUGCUGCCAUGCGUUAUGAACCCGCAAACUCCCACUUCUUCCGCACAGAGAUACAGUUUGAGAAGCUGGCCGAUGCUGUCAGGCUUCUCGGUUGUUUCUCUGAUACCAAGAAACUGGCUCCUACCUCUGUCUUUCCAUCAAAUGCACAGCCCUUCCAGAGGUUGCUUGAGGAUGACGCUGCCCCCAGUGGUUGUGCAGGAGACAGUGUCUGUCCCACACUCAAACACUGCAGCAAACUUUUUAUCUACAUGUACAAAAUGGCCACUGACUCCUUUGACAGUCGUGCAGAGCAGAUCCCUCCCUGUCUGACUCAUGAGACCUCGCUGCCUUCACCGUGGGGCACACCAGCCCCCACCAGGAAGAGACAUGGAUACUAUGGGACAUCUGGCCCACCUGCCCCUGUCAAAGCUCUGACUGACCUAAAACUCCACCUGUCCAACCCAAUCCACACUGCUGGUUCCUCCUCUUUAUCAGAGCUAGUGGUCAUCCACCCUGGGGCAGUUCUGGCCAUGCUGGAUCUGCUGCCGUCCGUCUGCUCCGACAGCCAACCUGAGCAUGCUCUGGACCUACAGCUAGCUGUGGCCAACAUUCUGCAGCUGCUGGUAAACAGUGAGAGAAACCAGCAGCUUCUGUGUGAUGCUGGUCUGCACCAGAGGCUGCUGCAGCACUGCAGCCACGCUCUAUGUGAUGAGGAGCAUCCACUGCAUCCACCGCUACAGAGGAUGUUUGAGAGGCUGGCCUCACAAGCACUGCAGCCCAUGGUUCUUAGGGAGUUUGUGCGUCUGGGAAACCCUCUUAAUUGUGGAGCCUGGGAUAAGAAGCUGCUGAAACAGUACAGAGUUCACAAACCCAGUUCAGUGAGCUAUGACAGCGAGAUGAGAAGCAGCAUGACCAUGUCCACGGAGGGCUUAGGUGCCAACAGCGUAUUUGCUACGCCAGCAGAGGAGAAUGCUCAGUACAGGAUAAGCCGCAGCAUUGUUCGCUCAGCAGAGGGCAGCACCGUGCCGUUGACCAGGGUCAAGUGUCUAGUGUCCAUGACGACACCCAAUCACAUCCGCCUGCAUGGCUCAGCGGUCACACCUGCCUUUAUUGAGUUUGACACCUCGCUGGAAGGUUUUGGUUGUCUGUUCCUGCCCAGCAUGGCUCCUCCACACAACAACCCCUCCAGUUCCACCACCACCUCUGCUAUCACUGAAGGAGCUGUUCUCAGUGGGAUGGGAUCAGGGGAGCGCUUGUUUCCUCCACCAUCUGGACUCAGCUACUCCACUUGGUUCUGUGUUGAGCGUUUCAGCUCCGUGCCCCAUGCUCAUCCACUGCGUCUCCUCACCGUGGUCCGUCGAGCAUCUUCCUCAGAGCAGCACUAUGUCUGCCUGUCUGUUGUUCUUUCCUGUAAAGACCGGACCUUGAGUGUCUCCACGAAAGAGGCGCUUCUGCAGACCUAUUCGGAUGAGUCAAGUGAGGAGUCUGCCUUUUAUGAGCUUCUUCCAUGCUGCGCUCGUUUCCGCUGCGGUGAGCUCAUCUCCGAGUGUCAGUGGCAUCACUUGCUGUUGGUGAUGAGCAAAGGCAUGUUGAAGAACAGCAUGGUCUCACUGUACAUUGAUGGUCAAUUGGUCAACACCGUCAAGUUACACUACAUCCAUAGUUCACCCGGGGGUUCUGGUUCUACUAACCCUUCAAUGGUCAGUACUGUUUAUAGCUAUGUGGGAACUCCACCAGCCCAGAGACAAAUCUCUAGUUUGGUCUGGCGUCUGGGUCCCACCCAUUUCCUGGAGGAAGUUCUACCCGCCUCCAGCGUAGCAGCCAUCUACGAAUUAGGACCAAACUAUGUGGGCAGUUUCCAGGCAGUGUACUUGCCCUGUAAAGAUUCAAAGGCAGAAGCAGUUCCAGCAUCUCCAGUUUCAUUGGUUGCUGAGGAGAAGGUGUCUUUUAGUCUGUACGCUGUCUCUGCAUCCACACUGACUGUAGCUAAGAUCCGAAAGGUCUACAACAAACUGGACAGUAAAGCUAUUGCCAAACAGUUGGCCGUGUCAUCUCAUGAAAAUGCUACUCCUGUGAAGCUGAUCCAUAACUCUGCAGGUCACCUCAAUGGUCCUGCCCGCACGAUUGGAGCAGCAGUGAUUGGAUACUUGGGUGUGCGAACCUUCAUACCUAGACCUGUAGCCACAAACCUGCAGUUUGUAGGUGGGGCAGCGGCCAUUUUGGGUCUGGUCGCCAUGGCAUCAGAUGUGGAGGGUCUGUAUGCAGCAGUCAAAGCUCUGGUUUGUGUUGUCAAAAGCAACCCGCUGGCCAGUAAGGAGAUGGAGCGCAUCAAAGGUUACCAGCUACUGGCCAUGCUUCUAAAGAAGAAACGCUCAUUGCUCAACAGCCAUAUCCUCCACCUGACAUUCUCACUGGUGGGGACGGUGGACAGUGGCCAUGAGACAUCCAUCAUCCCCAACUGUGCUGCCUUCCAGGACCUGCUCUGUGACUUUGAAGUUUGGCUCCACGCUCCCUACGAACUGCAUCUGUCUCUGUUUGAGCACUUUAUUGAGCUGCUGACUGAGUCCAGUGAGGCAGCAAAAAACGCCAAACUGCUGCGAGAGUGUCAGAUGAUUCCACGACUGCUGCUGACGCUGAGAGACACCACGCUGUCUCAGCAGACUGUCGCUGCCAUCAGCAAUGUGUUGAGUCUACUUCUGCAGGGCUUCACCAACGUGCACGACCUACUCAGGUUUGGCCAGUUCAUCUCCUCCACUCUUCCCACAUUUGCUGUCUGUGAGAAGUUUGUGGUGAUGGAAAUUAACAAUGAAGAGAAGAUCGACGGAGGAAACGAUGAAGACUUUGGAGGUCUUUUUUCUGCCAACUUAAUUUUGCUAAGAAACCGGCUGUUAGAGAAUCUGCUGCUUCUGCUCUUCACCAGCAAAGACAAGAAUGGCAGUCGAGGUGGCAGCAGUGUCAACACUCAGGCGUGUGAAGAGCUUGUUCGUACUCUGGGCUUUGAUUGGCUUUUGAUGUUUAUGGAGGAGCACCUCCAUCCCAGUACAGUGACAUUGGCUCUGUGGAUCAUGGUGGUUCUUCUGUCCAACCAGUCCGUCCUCAACCGUUUUAAAGAGGGAGUCUGUGGUGGUGGCUGGCUAGACCACACUGACGCUGUACUGACCAAUAAGAUUGGUACCGUGCUGGGUUUCAAUGUCGGACGCAGUGCUGGUGGACGCUCCACACUGCGAGAAAUCAACCGGGAUGCCUGUCACUUCCCAGGAUUUCCAGUGCUGCAGACACUGCUGCCCAAACACACUAACGUUCCAGAGCUUUACUUCCUGCUCAUGGCGCUGUUCCUGCAGCAACCAAUCACGGAGCUGCCGGACAGCCUGCAGGUACAUUUUGAUCUCGACUCCAUCUGGACCUUUGUCUUUGGCAUCUCAGCCUCCAGUGGGACGGUGCUUAACUCCAUUCACAGCUUCUGCACUGAGGCUGCGUUUCUGCUGCUAGCAAUGCUCCGAAGCAUGCUCAACCUGCCGUGGCAGUCGGAGGAGGAGGGUUCUUGGCUCAGAGAAUACCCCGUCACAUUAAUGCAGUUCUUCAGGUACCUGUACCACAACGUAGCUGACCUGGGGUCUAUGUGGCACAGUCCAGAUUUCCUGUGUGCUUUGGCUGCCUCAGUCUUUCCCUUCAACAUCAGACCCUACUCUGAAAUGGUUAGUGAUCUGGAUAAUGAAGCCGGUUCACCCAUCGAGGAGUUCAAGGCUUUCACUGGAGACUCGGGAAUGAAUCGCAGUCAGUCUGAGUACUGCAACGUUGGCUCCAAGACCUCACUGACCAACCACCCAGCCAAGAAGUACGUCUUUGACUUCAUGAGAGUCCUGAUUAUGGACAACCUGUGCAUGACUCCUGCCAGCAAACAGACACCGGUCAUUGACCUUCUGUUAGAGGCAUCACCAGAGCGUUCUACCAGGACACAGCAGAAAGAGUUUCAGUCCAGUGUCCUGGACGGAGUCAUGAAGCAUCUACUGGCUGCUGACGUUUUAUUAGGUGAGGAUGCGUCACUGCCUCUGAGCAGUAGUGGCACUUACCAGAUCCUGGUCCACAACGUUUUCUAUUUCACCCAGCGUGUGGUAGAUAAACUGUGGCAGGGAGUGUUCAACAAAGACUCCAAAUUGGUGGUUGACUUCAUCAUCCAGCUCAUAGGACAGUUUAAGCAACGUUCCCAGGGUCUGUCUUUGGACACAAUCUAUCACUGUCUAAACCGGACUGUUCUGUAUCAGCUGUGCUGUUCGCAUAAGACAGUUGCUCAGCAGGUGACGCUACUAGAUGCCUUGCGAGUCCUGACGGUGAACAGGAACCUGGUUCUGGGUCCAGGAAACCACGAUCAGGACUUUGUGGCAUGUUUGGCUCACUGCUUCAUCUGCCUGCACAGUGGGAGCUGCAUGGAUGGCUUCGGUCUGGAGGCUGAGGCCCGCAUGACCACCUGGCAUGUCAUGAUUCCUUCAGAAAAUGGAACAGACUCUGCACACAACCAUGAUGUCAGUGAAGGGCGGCAGCUGCUGCUGAAGGCAGUGAACCGUGUGUGGACAGAGCUGAUGCACAGCAAACGUCAGAUGUUGGAGGACAUUUUUAAAGUGUCUUUGCCAUGUAAUGACAGAGGACACGUGGACAUCGCCACUGCCAGACAUGGUCUGGAAGAACCUGCACUCAAGAGCUGGCAGAACCAUCUGGCCUACGAGAGGAAGUGCAUCAGUCGCUGUGAAGCCGUGGCUCCAACAUCUCAGUCCAAGCUCUCCAGAGUCAGCAGCGGCUUUGCUCUGUCCAAACUGACGGGAGUCCGUCGCAACAAGAAGGAGAACAGUCUAAACAAGAACAGCCUGACUGCACAGGAGACUUUCCAGUGGAUGUUUACACACAUUGCUGUGGUCAGAGAUCUGGUGACAUUGCAGUACAAAGAACAUCAGGAGCGCCAGCAGAACUCGCUGAAGUACGUGAGUGAAGAGUGGGCGUGUCUGGAGUACGAGCUGCUGCGUGAGCGCGGACUCUGGGGUCCCCCCAUAGGUUCUUACCUGGACAAGUUUGUUCUGGAAAUGACCGAGGGACCGUGUCGUAUGAGGAAGAAGAUGGUCCACAACGACAUGUUCUACAUCCACUACCCCUACAUGCCUGAGCCAGAGAACAAUGCCACCUCUGUCCAGAAGCCCCAACGAUAUCGUCGGGCCAUCAGCUAUGACAGUAAAGAGUACUACAUGCGUCUGCUGUCGGGGAACCCUGGAAUGUACCAGCACUCAGUGGAACAGAACACAGAGGGAGAGGCAGCACCUCACGAGCAAGAGCACGGAGAGGACACUAUUGCCAGGGUCAAAGGCCUGGUGAAGGCGCCGUUAAAAAGGUCAAGGUCCACAGCAGACGGCGGUGAGGACGAUGGUUCAGAGCAGCUUCAGGAACAGUUACUGGAGUCCAGUGUCCCUGAGGAUGAGCACAGGACAGACAAUACAUCCCUGCUGCGCCUCCUGGAGGAAGGAGAGAAGAUCCAGCACAUGUACCGUUGCGCUCGGGUUCAGGGUCUGGACACCAGUGAAGGUCUUCUGCUUUUUGGGAAGGAGCAUUUUUACGUUAUUGAUGGCUACACCAUGACUGUGUCCAGGGAGAUCAGAGAUAUCGAUACGCUGCCACCGAACCUGUAUGAGGCCAUCAUUCCUCGAGGAGCUAGACAAGGCCAAAGUCAGCUAAAGAGGAGCUGCAGCAUCUUUAACUACGAGGACAUUAAAGAGGUCCACAAGAGACGCUACCUUCUCCAGCCCAUGGCAGUAGAGGUCUUCUCAGCAGAUGGAAGAAACUACCUGUUGGCUUUCCAGAAAGGAGUGCGGAACAAAGUCUACCAGAGGUUUCUGGCCGUGGUGCCUUCACUAGCCGACAGCUCUGAGUCUGUUUCAGGUCAGAGACCCAACACCAGUGUGGAACAGGGAUCUGGUUUACUCAGCACUCUGGUUGGAGAGAAGUCAGUGACUCAGCGUUGGGAGCGUGGAGAGAUCAGUAACUUUCAGUACCUGAUGCACCUGAACACUUUAGCAGGUCGCUCCUACAAUGACCUCAUGCAGUACCCAGUCUUCCCCUGGAUCCUGGCAGACUACGAUGCUGAGGAGCUGGACCUAAACAAUCCAAAGACAUUCCGUAACCUGUCAAAACCAAUGGGCGCACAGACGGACGACAGACUCACGCAGUACAAGAAGAGAUACAAAGACUGGGAGGAUCCAAAUGGUGAAACUCCAGCAUAUCACUAUGGCACCCACUACUCCUCAGCCAUGAUUGUGGCUUCCUAUCUGGUCCGAAUGGAGCCAUUCACCCAGAUUUUUCUUCGACUCCAGGGUGGUCACUUUGACCUGGCAGACAGGAUGUUCCAUAGCGUCCGUGAAGCCUGGCUUUCUGCAUCCAAACACAACAUGGCUGAUGUCAAAGAGCUGAUUCCUGAGUUAUUUUAUCUCCCAGAGUUCCUUCUCAACUCUAACAACUUUGACCUGGGAGCCAAACAAAACGGCACUAAGCUGGGUGACGUUAUCCUGCCACCGUGGGCAAAGGGCGACCCUCGAGAGUUCAUCAGAGUCCACAGAGAGGCUCUGGAGUGUGACUACGUAUCUGCCCACCUCCACGAGUGGAUCGACCUCAUCUUUGGCUACAAGCAGCAGGGUCCUCCUGCUGUGGAGGCCAUCAAUGUGUUUCACCACCUGUUCUAUGAGGGUCAGGUGGACAUCUACAACAUCAACGACCCACUCAAGGAGACAGCCACCAUUGGCUUUAUCAACAACUUUGGUCAAAUUCCUAAGCAGCUGUUUAAAAGACCACACCCUCCCAAACGUGUUCGUGGUAAAGCUAAUGGAGAUGUGGUCAGUGUUCCACCAAAUGCUAACAGUGACAAAAUCUUCUUCCAUCACCUGGAUAAUCUAAGGCCAUCGCUGACACCUGUUAAAGAGCUGAAGGAACCUGUGGGUCAGAUCAUGUGCACUGACAAAGGUGCCCUGGCUGUGGAGCAGAAUAAGGUUCUGGUCCCACCCACCUGGACCAGAAGUUUUUCCUGGGGUUAUGCUGACCUCAGCUGCCGAUUGACCAACUAUGAAUCUGACAAGGCGCUGGUGGUCUAUGAGUGUCUAACAGAUUGGGGUCAGAUCCUCUGCUCCAUCUGUCCGAACACAAAACUGGUCAUCACUGGAGGAACCAGCACUGCUGUCUGUGUGUGGGAGACGGAAACGUCCAAGGAACGCAACAAAACACUGACGCUCAAACAGGCAUUGCUAGGACACACAGAUGCCGUUACAUGUUUGACCGCGUCCUCAGCGUACCACAUUGUGGUCAGUGGGUCACGGGAUCGAACCUGUAUCAUCUGGGACCUAAACAAACUCUCCUUCAUCACACAGCUGAGAGGUCACCGAGCACAUGUCUCGGCUUUGUGCAUCAAUGAACUGACGGGCGACAUUGUGUCAUGUGCAGGCACCUACAUUCACGUGUGGAGCAUAAACGGUAGUCCGAUUGCCAGUGCUAACACAUUCACAGGUCGCAGUCAGUUGAUCCUCUGCGUGUGUGCGUCAGAGAUGAAUGAGUGGGACACACAGAAUGUCAUCGUCACAGGUCACUCUGACGGCAUUGUCAGGUUUUGGAGGAUGGAGUUUCUUCAGGUCCCAGAAACUCCAGCGCCACACCCUGUUGAACCUGACAUUUCUGAGUGCUGUGGCAAGGAAAAGAUUGAAGGUGGUGAGAGUCAUAACGGAGACGAUGACAGCAGUGAGUCUGAUGUAGACAAACCCAGUCUGAGUCAGGAGACCAAAGAAACAGGAAACCCUUCAACAGGUGCAGGAAGUCAGCCAGACAGCGCCACCCACAGGCCCAGAGGGCCAUCUGGUCGAGCAGCAGCUUCCUGGUCGAUGGACAGUGGCUCGGACGACUCACACCGCUGGUCGGACACACUCAGCAUUGAUGAGAAGGAUGGCUUUGUCUUUGUUAACUACUCAGAGGGUCUGAGCAGAAGUCACAUGGCUCACCCAGGACACGUCCCCGCACACCCAUUGACAACAACAUCAGUGACAACCUCUGCUGAUACUCGAACAUUCAACCAGCUAAGGGCAGGUCAUCGGUGGGAACGUCAGUUGGUUUUCCGCAGUAAACUCACCAUGCACACAGCGUUUGAUCAUAAAGACAAUCUCCAGCCAGCUGAAAUCACUGCGCUCGCCAUCUCCAAGGACCACAGUAAGAUUCUGGUGGGUGAUGGCCGCGGUCGGGUCUUCAGCUGGUCUGUGAGUGAGCAGCCUGGUCGUUCUGCAGCCGAUCACUGGGUGAAGGACGAGCAGGUUGACAACUGUUCCAGCUGCAGUGUUAGGUUCUCACUCACAGAGAGACGGCAUCACUGCAGAAACUGCAGUCAGCUCUUCUGCCAAAGGUGCAGCCGUUUCCAGUCAGAGAUCAGGAGGUUAAAGAUCUCAUCUCCAGUCAGAGUUUGUCAGAACUGUUUUUACAACCUGCAGCAUAAGCGUGGAGGAGGAGGAGGAGGAGGAGUGGGAGGAGGAGGGGGGGACUGAAGACUUGGCUGCAAAAUACCCUACAGUACAAACCACUGAGACUUCACUCACCAAAGCUGCAGAAGCUUCACCUUCACAGAACACAGAAAACAAAAUACUUCUGAGGAAUGUUUGGUUUAAUCAAAUGCUUCUUCAACCGUAUGGAAGCUUCAACUACAUCGACUGAAUUCAUAGCUGCACUACUUCCUCUCAUGCUCCUGCUUAUAAAACUUAUCACGUGACGUGUGAUGUUGUUACCCUUCAGCCAGCUGCAGCUGUGUGUUGACUCCACAAACUCCACUGUCACUGGAACAAGUUGUUUAUAUUGUAAAUAGGCAACUUGACCUUUUUAACAAACAAGGUCAUAAAGAGUAUAUCACAACUAUAACAGAGAAUAGAGGAACAAGGAGCGCCGACACUCACCACUUAACGCUAAAGACUGGCCAGAAAUGUGCAUCAAGGAGGAAGAAUAAGAGGGUUUGUUUUUUCCUUGUUAGGAUUUGAAUUAUUUUGCCAAACAAUGAUGUCAUUUUGUUGUUGCUGCUUUUUUUAAACAUUUUUAAACAGUUAAAAUGUGUGUGUGUGUGCAUGUAUGUGUAACAGUGUCAGCAGCAGAAAAAGAGACUUGUCAUCAUCAUUAAAAAAAUGUUAACUUUAUAAACAACUUUAGCAGUACCACUAAGAUGUUGACAAAGAAAAAAAUCUCAGCUCUCACCCUUCCAUCUCAGUGACUCACCCUCUCACCUCUUUUAAAAGCCACCAUGUUGCAAAUUAAAGAUAGCUUAGCUAAAGAUUUGGGUCUAAAUUUGAUUGAAGUAAACUGUUACUCAUAAGCCAAAAGUUGUAUUGAACUAUUUCACAACAUAAGGUCAAUUUUUCUGGUCAGCAAAGGUACUGCAGCCUGAACAUUUUAAGAAAUGUUCUAAUAUAAAAAGGUGGCGCUUUGGCCCAGAGGCAAUGACUCUGUCAUUGGUGUGGAACCCCAGGGUUCACCUCCUGGGCAAGUUCGAAUCCCGGUUAGGGCGGUUGGUA
Molecule: messenger RNA, 11742 nt
Organism: Cynoglossus semilaevis (tongue sole)
Lineage: Eukaryota; Metazoa; Chordata; Actinopteri; Pleuronectiformes; Cynoglossidae
Product: WD repeat and FYVE domain-containing protein 3-like
Exons: 66
Coding region: 31-10731 (3566 amino acids)
Biological process (GO): aggrephagy
Molecular function (GO): metal ion binding; protein binding
Source: RefSeq, a predicted model, not a curated record